Messenger RNA from Diabrotica virgifera virgifera (western corn rootworm), 756 nucleotides. RefSeq names its product zinc finger protein 510-like. NCBI's taxonomy places the organism in Eukaryota, Metazoa, Arthropoda, Insecta, Coleoptera, Chrysomelidae. The coding region runs from base 386 to 712 and encodes 108 amino acids. The transcript has 3 exons. The record is from RefSeq and is a predicted model, not a curated record.
AAUAUACAUACUACAUAGGGCCGGUUGUUCGAACGCUAAUCAAGAAUGAUCAUUAUCAAAUAAUUAAUUACUGUCAAUGUCAACUUUGUUUGGGUUGUUAAAAAGUCUGUGGAGUCUAUAAUCAAUUAAUAUAACAAUCAUUAUUAACAUAAUUAAUAAUAAAUCUCAUAAUUGUAAUUAAUUAUGUUUUCAGCAACCCAAACAAAGUUGACAUUGACAGUUUUGGUGACAGUAAUUAAAUAUUUAAUAAUGAUCAUUGUUGAUUAGCGUUCGAACAACCGGCCCUAAAUAUAAAAUAUAUUUAUUGUUGAUCUAUUUGAUUUAUUGUUGAUUUGAUUUGUUGAUUUAUUUGUUGUGGAUUAAGAUCUGCUGCUAAAUUAUUUAAAUGGCUCAGUGCAGUGAGUGCAAGAAAAACUUUUCCAAUGAUUAUAAUUUGAGAGUUCAUGUAAAAAGAAAACAUGCAGAUAAAUUAGACAUUCUAUGUCCAAGAAAAAGAAAACCCUCUGGGUCAGGUGUUAAUGAAUGCAAAGAGUGUGGCAUAAAUUUUACCCGACUUGAUAAUUUGAGAUCCCACAUUAAACAUAAACAUUCAGAAGCUGCAAUAAAAAGUCAAAAAUGUAGUGAUAAGAAGGUGGCGGAGCAAGAAAUUGGACGAUGGUUGAGGAGAGCCGGGGAAUGCUUAAAAACUUUCAAGGAAAAGGAAUCAGAAUAAAAAUUGAAUUUAUUUUUUUUAAAUAAUAAAGAUAUAUUCGCCUA